Molecule: messenger RNA, 1623 nt
Organism: Lodderomyces parapsilosis
Lineage: Eukaryota; Fungi; Ascomycota; Pichiomycetes; Serinales; Debaryomycetaceae
Exons: 1
Coding region: 1-1623 (540 amino acids)
Biological process (GO): mitotic DNA replication checkpoint signaling; DNA repair; DNA damage checkpoint signaling
Molecular function (GO): chromatin binding
Source: RefSeq, a predicted model, not a curated record
AUGCCACCCAAGAAAAGACUCAAAUGUAAGGCCACUGAAACCUCAUUUGAAGAAGUUGACUCAUCGACAGAUGAUGAAGAUCGGGACGUGUUUCUGGUUUCCCCCAGUCCUAAAAAGCCUCAACUACGGCACAACACGCCAUGGAUCAUCAAGUACGCGCCACAAACUACCUCAGAGAUUUGCAUCAACCCCACCAAAUUAAAGCAAGUGAAGGAUGCAUUGCAUAGAAUGAAGACACAUCAACUGAUGACCAAAGUGUUGGUCCUUGUAGGGCCAUGCGGAUCGAGCAAAUCAACAACAAUUAAAUUGCUUGCUAAGGAAAUAACCAAUCUGGACGUGUUUAAUGAUAGUUUGAUUGAGUAUGAUGAAUCAGAAAACAUUGGUCGUUUUUUACAAAGUUGCAAGUACAAGACACAGUCGGUAGUUUUGAUUGAGGAGCUUCCUAAUGUGUAUCAUGAGGACACAUUGAGAGAAUUUAGAGACGCUAUUAGGCAAUGGAUUUUUGCUGGAAUUGAAUUACCGCCAUUGGUGAUUUGCAUUAGCGAGUUUGAAUAUGAAUCGGAUAGAGCACAGGUUUCGUAUGGACUAGAGAAUAACAUGACCGGGGAUACGUUAUUGAGUCGUGAAUUGUUGAGUUAUCCGGAAGUGGAGACGAUCCGAUUUAAUCCGCUAGCAACGAGAUUUUUAAAGAAGACGGUGUAUUCAAUUUUGAAAAACGAAGGUUUAACCAAGCUACUAAGUGAUACAAAAUUCGAUGCAUUCCUUCAAGAGCUAUUCAAAGUGGGAGAUAUAAGAUCAAUCAUUUUGAAUUUGGAAAUGUGGGUGAAAUUUUACAAGUCUGGGGUUGAUUACAACCGAGAGAACGCUAUUGGAAUUUUCCAUGCAAUUGGAAAAGUGAUCUACUCAAGUAAAGAUUUUGAUGGGGAUGUCGAAACAAUCAAUCUGAAGACUGUUUCUCAAGUGUUGGAAACGUUGCCGGAGAAGAAUUUGAGUUUGUUGAAUUUGGGGUUAUUGGAAAACUAUCAUAUAUACCAAGAUUCAAGUUUUGAUUUGUCGAUUGCAAAACAUAUAACCAAUAAUUUAAGUGUCAAUGACUUAUCUCCCUUUGGUGAAAUUGGAGUGCGAUCAACGCGUAUUUAUUUAAGUAAAGCUGGUCCCAAAUCUUCAACUUCAAAAUUGAAAAUGAAGUUCCCACGUCAUUUCAAGGUGUUGAAAGCAAUGCGGAAAACCGCUACUCGAUUGAAUGAGUAUCGUCGGUACAUAUCACCUUCAAGCUCAAUUGAAAAUUUGAAUCUUAUUGAUGGGUAUUACAUGCCACUAAUAUAUAAUCGAAAAUACAAAACGCGAUAUCGUUAUAAUCGACUUGGGGGUAAGCUAAAUGAGAUUUAUGCCGAUGAUGAUGCUCCUGUUAUUGAUGACGAUUAUUCAUGCAACCACGACUAUGACCAAUUUCAGAAUGACAUUGAUUUUGCUGUUAACCGGCAAGGUGAUAAUGGUGGGGAUGAUACUGAGAGUGAUGCUUUAAGUGAUGAGAUUGAGGAGAGUCCAUUUGAAGAGUCAUCUGAUGAUGAGUUUGGAUCAGAUGCAGAGAUAGACUUGUUGAUUUCUCAAGGAAAAUUAUAA